AGCGGCCCUUCUUGUGAGGCGAUCCCGGGGGCCAGGCUCUGUAUCGGGCCCUUUGCCCUUUUUAACGGGUUCAUUCCCUACAGCAGCCCCUACCGUUCGCUGCCCAUUCUAUAGAUGGGGAAACAGAGGCAUAGAAAGGUUGGAGAAACAUGGCAGCAAGGCGAAUUGCACAGGAGAAUUUUGAUGCCGUAUUACAAGAAAAGGCUAACCGGUAUCAUAUGGACCCCAGUGGUGAGGCUGCAGGCGAAGCUCUGCAGUUUAAAGCUCAAGAUCUUCUAAGGACAGUCCCAAGAGUCAGAGCAGAUAUGUAUGAUGACAUUCACAGUGACAGCAGAUACACUCUGGGUGGAUCCGUAGGUCACUCUCGCGAUGCUGGGAGAGAAGGCCUGAGAGGUGAUGUGUUUCCAGGGCCUUCCUUCAGAUCAAGUAACCCUUCUGUAAGUGAAGACAACUACUUUCGUAAAGAAUGUGGUCGGGAUCUGGAAUUUUCCCACUCUGACUCCCGAGACCAGGUCUUUGGCCACCGGAAAUUGGGACAUUUCCGUUCUCCAGACUGGAAAUUUACACUUCGUGGCUCUUGGGAACAAGACUUUGGCCACCCAGUUCCUCAAGAAUCCUGGUCACAGGAAUUUAAUUUUGGUCCUUCUGCACUACUGGGAGACUUUGGCUCUUCCAGGCUGAUUGAGAAAGAUUGUUUGGAGAAAGAAAGUCGCGAUUAUGAUGUGGACCGUCCAGGAGAGGCAGACUCUGUGCUCAGGGGCAGUGGCCAAGUCCAGGGCAGAGGCCGAGUUUUAAACAUCGUUGACCAGGAGGGUGCACUCUUAGGAAAAGGGGAGACUCAGGGCCUGCUCACACCUAAAGGGGGAGUCGGGAAACUUGUCACGCUGAGAAGUGUGAGCACGAAAAAAGUACCCACUAUAAAUCGUAUUACUCCCAAAACUCAGGGCACUAACCAAAUUCAGAAAACCACCCCAAGCUCUGAUGUGACCCUAGGGACAAACCCAGGGACUGAAGAUAUCCAAUUCCCUACUCAGAAGAUCCCUCUAGGGCUCAAUCUGAAGGACUUUCGGCUCCCCAGAAGAAAGAUGAGCUUCGACCUCAUAGAUAAGUCUGAUGUUUUUUCAAGAUUUGGGAUAGAAAUAAUCAAAUGGGCAGGAUUCCAUACCAUAAAAGAUGAUGUUAAAUUUUCCCAGCUUUUCCAGACUCUCUUUGAACUUGAAACUGAAACCUGUGCUAAAAUGCUCGCCUCAUUCAAAUGCUCCUUAAAACCAGAGCACAGAGAUUUUUGCUUUUUUACUAUCAAAUUUUUAAAGCACUCUGCUUUGAAAACACCCAGAGUCGAUAAUGAGUUUUUAAACAUGCUUUUGGACAAAGGUGCUGUGAAGACCAAAAAUUGCUUUUUCGAAAUCAUAAAGCCCUUUGACAAGUACAUAAUGAGACUUCAAGACCGGCUUUUGAAGAGUGUCACACCCCUGCUCAUGGCCUGCAAUGCCUAUGAGCUGAGUGUCAAAAUGAAAACCCUCACUAACCCCCUGGACUUAGCUGUUGCCCUGGAGACCACCAAUUCUCUCUGCCGGAAGUCUUUGGCCCUUUUGGGACAGACGUUCUCCUUGGCCUCUUCUUUCCGGCAAGAGAAAAUUUUAGAAGCUGUCGGUCUCCAAGAUAUAGCUCCCUCUCCUGCUUCAUUUCCAAACUUCGAGGACUCCACUCUGUUUGGGAGAGAGUACAUAGAUCACCUGAAGGCCUGGCUGGUCAGCAGUGGCUAUCCACUCCAGGUCAAGAAAACCGAACCUGAGGCAACUCGAGAUGAAGAGAAAACAGUUCCUCCUAUCAAAGCCGAAACUCAGGCCAAGGCUCUGAGUGGUCUGAAUGAUGCUGUCCCCCAGCGAGCAGAUCACAAGGUGGUGGACACCAUUGACCAGCUGGUCACACGUGUCAUCGGAGGCAGCCUAUCUCCUAAAGAGAGAGCUCUUCUCAAGGAAGACCCUGCUUACUGGUUUUUGUCCGAUGAUAGUAGUCUAGAGUAUAAAUACUAUAAGCUGAAACUGGCAGAAGCGCAGCGGAUGAGUCAGACCUUGCCAGGAGCUGAUCAGAAGCCAUUGGCGGCAGAGUGUGCAGUCCGAGCCAUGCUGUAUGCCCGGGCAGUCCGGAGCCUCAAGAAGAGGCUGCUCCCAGGGCGGCGGCGCGGGCCCCUCCGAGCUCAGGGUCUCCAAGGCUGGAAGGUGAGGAGAGCAACCACUGGGACCCAGACCCUCCUAUCCUCGGGCACCAGGCUGAAACACCACACCCGGCAAGCUCCAGGCUCCUUACAGGGAAAGCCACCCCAACCAGAUGGAAGUGAUGCUGCCAAGGACUGCCCACAAGACCCAGGCGGACCUUCUCAGGACCUCAGCCCAGAAGCUGCAGGCCCAUCUCCCAAGCCAGCAGGAGUAGAUGAAUCUGAAGCCCCUCAGAGCUCCUCUCCCUGCCUAUCUUCUGAUGUUGACACAAAGACAAUGGAGACUGCAGAAAAACUGGCCAAAUUUGUUGCUCAGGUGGGACCAGAGAUUGAACAGUUCAGCAUAGAAAACAGCACCGACAACCCUGACCUGUGGUUUCUGCAUGACCAAAAUAGCUCAGCUUUCAAAUUCUAUCGAAAGAAAGUAUUUGAACUGUGCCCAUCAAUUUGUUUUACAUCAUCUUCACUGAACCUGCACGCCAGUGAAAGUGACCUAGAGCCUGUGGAAGGAGAAGGAGAGUUUGAGGAUGAGCCUCCUCAGGAGGCUGAGCUGGAGAGCCUAGAAGUGAUGCCUGAGGAGGAAGAGGAUGAGGAGGAUGAGGAGGAUGAGGAUGAAGAGGGGGUUGAGGAAGACCAUGCUCCCGGAGGGCCAUCCAUGCCAGCAGGAGGGGCUCCCAAAUCUGAAGGCUCCGAGGACAGCCCUCCCGCCGAUGGCCUCCCAAGUGAGGCAGCCGAAGAUAGCUCAGCUGGUGUGCCUACCCUGUCACAGGCCUCCUUGGGAGCCUGCUUCCCCCGGAAGAGGGUCAGCAGUAAGUCAUUGAAGGUUGGCAUGAUUCCGGCUCCCAAGAGGCUGUGUCUCAUCCAGGAGCCCAAAGUUCACGAACCAGUUCGCAUCGCCUAUGACAGGCCUCGGGGUCGUCCUGUGUCCAAAAAGAAGAAACCCAAGGACUUUGACUUCGCCCAGCAGAAGCUGACUGACAAAAACCUGGGGUUCCAGAUGCUGCAGAAGAUGGGCUGGAAGGAGGGCCACGGCCUGGGUUCCUGUGGGAAGGGCAUCAGGGAGCCUGUCGGCAUGGGAACGGCCUCAGAAGGGGAGGGAUUGGGCGCCGACGGGCAGGAACACAAGGAAGACACGUUCGACGUGUUCCGUCAGAGGAUGAUGCAGAUGUACAGACACAAACGGGCCAACAAAUAGGUAUGUGCUCAAGCUGACACAUCGGGCAUCCUGCCUAAGGCAUUCUGAUACGCAGUGACCGUUCCUCCAGAAAAGUCAGUAUUCCCCACACCCCAAAAACCAGACAUCAAAAUACCACCAAGAAACAUCAAAAAGUUCUGUGAGGGAAACAAAAAGAGUCUUUGGAUGUGAUGUGUCCCCACUCUCACCUUCCAGGUUUGGCUGAAGAAGCAAGUCCCUACACUCUCCAAGCACAGCUGCACGAGGCCUGCCUGCAGGGCCUCAGUGCAGAACUCCCAGGGAGCCACAGGAGUGGCCUUGCGUCUCAUAAGUGUAAGGGCAACCUGGAAACUGGCCUCAGAGUACGGCCGCUUCGUUUCCUUUUCUGAGGGUCUUCAAGUCCUUUUUCUUCUAAGGGGCCUUGGGCCUAUGAAUAUCCUCAUCUUUCUCUCUUUUUAGUUUCUCUCCCCACCCAAAAUUUCCAACUUGGUUUUGAACAAAAUCAUUCUCUCCUUGAAUAGAUGAAAACCAUUGGUGAUAAAGAUAAGCCUUGAAGCAGCAAUUACUCUAAAAAACGCCACCUCUGCCCUGGAUGCACCCUGGAGCCAGUGCCUGAGUCGGUUUGGUGUGUACACAAAAAACAAAUGUCUCUACAGUUUCUGGUGCGGAGGUUCUGCUGGCUUUUCUUAUUCUUAAAGGAAAAAGAAUGUACCAUUUCCAACCUGCUUUGGCCUUUCCUCCUCUUCCAAAUGCUUUGGGCAGCAAGUCCCCUCCAAGUCUUUCCUGGUUCCCUCUCAGAAGAUGGUGCUGCCUUGGCAGCCCCAGUGCCUUUAGUGCUCAAGAAACAGUACUGGUCAGUUUUCCCGUUCAUGGCACAUUGCUCUGCAGAAGUGCUCUGUUAGCAAACUUGAUGCUGAAUUCAUUACCUAUUGUGUCUUCUCAUUUCCAGAACUUAAAGGGGAUGUCAUCUGUGCUCUGGCACCACAGCCUGUCAGUGAGAGCACUGAAGCUCUUUGAACAAGUGGAAAUACUUGAUCCCCUGAACAUGUUAUUUAUGGCAGCGGUCCCCGACCUUUUUGGGACCAGGGACUGGUGCUCCUAUGAGAAUCUAAUGUCUGAUGAUCUGAGGUGGAGCUGAGGCGGUGAUGCUAGCGCUGGGGAGCGGCUGCAAAUACAGAUGAAGCUUCACUUGCCCACCUCUCACCUCCUGCUAUGUGGCCCAGUUCCUAACAGGCCACAGAACUGGUACUGGUCUGUGGCCUGGGAGUUAGGGACCCCUGAUUUAUGGAGUCUCAUCUCUUAAAUGCAUCCCAAGAGACUUAACAAAAUCUUAGCAACAGUACAACAUAGCUGUAUUCAGUGGGAGUAAUCACUACAUUGAUGAAACUUCCCCCAAAUUUACAUGUCUCUUUAGAAUCCAGAAAGAAAGCUACGGUUUGAUUUUUUUAAACCAUAUAUGGAGUCUUCUACGAAAGGGUAGGGGUAAACGCUUCAAGAUUCUUCAUUUUUUGCAUGUAUGGCAGUAGAAAUUGUUUUGUUAGGGCCCUUUUACAGAACAGAAAGAAUCUUCUUGGAGUGGGCUCCACAGCUGUUUGCUAUUUCGAGGCGUAUGAUUGCCACCCCUUCCAGCUUUUCCUAGAGCUUUGCAACUAUGUGCGAAAUUCUCAGGCUGUGGGAAUCUCAACUGUUCAUCUUAAAGCAGCAGUGUUGAAGUUUUAAAUAUGGGCUAAAACCUGCAGAACUUGGUCCUACUGAUACUACAGUAGUGAGUUACUGUGUCAGCUGCUUUUAUUGACUGUUAAGAAAUCCUUGCUUUCUCAGAGCACAGACCUCCCAGCAAUAGUCUCGGUUUCUCUGGUUCUGUCUUGUGUGUCUGUCCUGCCAUUCACUGUGGCAUCUCACCUGCCUGGUGCCACCUCUCUUCCCAUUGCUUAUAGCCCCCAAAUCUCUGCCUGCUUCUGGUCACUUCUGUUGCUUUGGCAACUGGCACAUCUUUAUGGCCAUGGCAACACUGGCAGCCCCUCAGCAGAGGCGAACCAGCCUGUCAGGGGUGCUGUGGGGAAACCACAGCUAUGGAGGUUCAUCUUCUGCUCCUUUCUUUUCUGAUCCUUCCAUCAGUCUUCCAUGUUGGCCGUGGGUUGGGUUACAGGAUGGAACUCUGAGAACAGGGCCUUGGUACCCCGUGGCCUUUCAGCAUGCUCGUUGGCCUGAUCGAGACCUGCACCCCUCAGCACUUUUUCUCUCUUGAGCAUAGCUUUGACUGUCAUAUUCACUCUGACCAUCAUAUUAGCUCUGUCCUAGUGUGUUCAUUCUUAGCUUUCUCUGCUUUUAUUCACAAGUAACAUGCUUUAGAAAUUCUCAGGGUGUGAGCCCUGUUCCUGCAGCCUCCUGCCACUCCUCCUGGGGACAUCCCACUUUGAGCUGACACUGUGAGCCUUUGGCAAACGUUAAAAGAAACACCUACUUCUUGAGCCUGAAAAGUCCUCUGAGCAUUCGGGUGACACUUCUCCUGUGGAGUCAACAUUGAGACAUUACGGGCACCAGGGCGGAACAUGGUGGUGUAUCCUCUGCCAGCUGCCAGCCGGGGACCAGUGCGUGCUGGCCCUCUGUGCCACCUUGCUGUCUCGGCAAAGGCUGCUCUGCAGGGAGCGUGCAAGUGCGUGUGCGGGUGUGUGGCCUUGUCAAAGUCACAGCGUCUUUUCUGUCA
Messenger RNA from Pteropus alecto (black flying fox), 6099 nucleotides. RefSeq names its product SURP and G-patch domain containing 2 (gene SUGP2). Gene Ontology annotation, molecular function: RNA binding. NCBI's taxonomy places the organism in Eukaryota, Metazoa, Chordata, Mammalia, Chiroptera, Pteropodidae. Gene Ontology annotation, cellular component: nucleoplasm. The coding region runs from base 150 to 3413 and encodes 1087 amino acids. Gene Ontology annotation, biological process: RNA processing. The transcript is spliced from 10 exons. The record is from RefSeq and is a predicted model, not a curated record.